Tinamus guttatus (white-throated tinamou) is the source of this 1284-nucleotide messenger RNA. It is a transcript of the gene RHAG, whose product is annotated as Rh associated glycoprotein. Gene Ontology annotation, biological process: ammonium homeostasis; ammonium transmembrane transport. Gene Ontology annotation, molecular function: ammonium channel activity. NCBI's taxonomy places the organism in Eukaryota, Metazoa, Chordata, Aves, Tinamiformes, Tinamidae. The record is from RefSeq and is a predicted model, not a curated record. Gene Ontology annotation, cellular component: plasma membrane.
AUGCCUUCAGCCAUUGACACCAACAUGAAGUUCAAGUUUUCUAUCCUGGCUCUUCUUCUGGAAGUGGCCAUCAUUAUUAUGUUCAGUUUAUAUGUGGGAUACGACAGCAGUGAUCAUGCUCAGGAUGCUCUAUACCCAUUCUUUCAGGAUGUCCAUGUGAUGAUAUUUGUUGGAUUUGGUUUCCUGAUGACCUUUCUGAAGAAAUAUGGAUUCAGCAGUGUUGGCAUCAACAUGCUCAUUGCUGCCUUGGGUCUGCAGUGGGGCACUCUAAUGCAAGGAUUUUGGCAUAUGAAAGGAGAGAAAAUUAUUAUUAAUAUGAAAAGCAUGAUAAAUGCAGACUUCAGCACAGCAGCUGCUUUAAUUUCAUUUGGAGCCCUCCUGGGGAAAACAAGUCCAGUUCAGAUGCUGACCUUGACGAUUUUGGAGAUCACAUUAUUUGCAUGCAAUGAAUAUGUUGUUACAGAAGUACUUCAGGCCACAGAUGUUGGAGCCUCAAUGACUAUCCAUGCUUUUGGAGCUUAUUUUGGUUUGGCUGUAGCUCUAGUCUUGUAUCGUUCUGGCUUGAAAAACAAGCAUGAUAACGAAGAGUCAACCUACCAUUCUGAUAUAUUUGCCAUGAUUGGCACCCUAUUCCUUUGGUUGUUUUGGCCCAGUUUUAAUUCUGCUAUUGCAAAUGACUCAGGCCACCGGACUAUAGCAAUUGUCAACACUUACUACUCCCUUGCUGCAUGUACUGUUGUAACAUUUGCCCUUUCCAGCCUGGUGGAUGAGAGAGGCAAAUUUAGUAUGGUUCUCAUUCAAAAUGCCACGCUGGCAGGAGGAGUAGCUAUAGGCACCUGCGCUGACAUGUCAAUCUACCCUUUUGCUGCCAUGUGCAUUGGGAGCUUUGCUGCAAUCAUCUCUGUCCUUGGGUUCAAGUUCUUGACUCCUUUAAUGGCCUCCAAGCUGCACAUUCAAGACACUUGUGGAGUCCAUAAUUUACAUGGUUUACCUGGAAUACUGGGAGGUGUUGCAGGCAUCAUUGCAACUGCAGUGAGAAACGAAAGAAGGGCAGCCGUCCAGUUCACUCCUCUCAUGCAGGCUGCUGCCCUGGGCAGCACAAUCGUAAUGGCACUGGCAGGUGGAUCAUUCACAGGUAGCAUUCUAAAGCUGCCCUUCUUGGGACAAGCAUCUGAUGAAAAUUGCUUUGAUGACUCUGUUUAUUGGGAGGUUCCAGAAGAGAUGAAUCUACCUGAGAUUUUUACCAAUAACCGUGAUGGGCGCAGAUCUGAAACCAUGAUGUAG